GAUAACUCUUAGCCUUACAUGUCAUUAUAUAACAGUGUUGCUAGUAUUUGGUCACUAAAUCUUUGUUACAAUUAACCUAUUUGUAUAAAACCCACACCAAAUUCCUAGGGUCAGUCCUUGUUUUGCUGUCUAGCCAUUCUUGAACCAGAUGUCUUCUUCUUCUAUUCCAGCAAUCCCUGAUGGGUAAGUUGGACCAGAUACAUGCCUUGUUCCUGUGCUAAAGUUCACAGGCACAUUACAAAUUGAAAUAAUCCCUUUGGUAUAAAGGCCAAGCUUUGUGUACCCAGUCAGAGGCAGGCAGGACGCAGAGCUGUCAGCAAAGGAAGGGCCAGCGAGGUGGGGCAGCCGGGGGAUGACGACAGCCUGCAGGGACAGAGGCGCAGGGCAUGGACACCAUAGGACAGCCUGGGCUGCAGAGGGCACAGGGAUGGGCAGCAGCUGAAAGGCCCUGCCAGAGCCAACUGCUGCAGCACUUGGGCCAUGGCUGCUGGCCCUGGGCCUGAGGCCAGCAGGGGACAAGUGAGCCUUGCUGUGCUGGGGCCUCAUUGCCUCCUUGUCCCUGCUCAGCAGCCUGGCAGGGGCCGCCCCAUGGUCCUGCCCUUGGCAUUGCACCUCCCCAGAGCCCAGUGUCCCGGGAAGAGCCCUGAGCAAUGAGGGAGGGACAGGAUCUGCCUUGCCAGGAGCUGGGGCUCAGGCCUUGGCCCUUUCCAUUCCUGAAACACAUCCAGGUUUGCUGAGCAUCAGAGACACCUUUCCCCUGUUUGUCUUCAUCUAUCAUCAGUGCCUCCAGUGUUCUGCUCUAACUGGAACCUUGGGGCACUUUCUGAGUCCUUUCCCUCAGUGGGACCCAUUAAAACUUAAAGAAAUUUUGGCGUAUUAAUUUGAUUUUGAGUUCUUUAAAAGUUUUUUUGAAAAACACUCUUCUCAGGGAUUGAAUGUGAUUUAAAAAAUAACAAACUCCUGAGCAGCUCAUUAAAGUCAUUGUGUUGUGUCUCCUGGCACAGAGAGAGAUAAUGGCAAGCAGGAAAAGCUUCAAAAAGACAUUUCUGCUGAGGAGCAGCUCCUUUCACAGCCCAGCAGGGCUGAGGGCACUGCCUGCAGGCACUGAGGGGACAGGAGCCAGGCACAGACAAGCUAAAGGCAAUUAGGACUGGGAAGACAUUGAGCUGAGACUUCACUUGGGGAAACAUCUCCACAGCCCUGGACAUGUGCAUGAUGCCCAGAGACAGCAAAUGUCCAACAACAGCUCCUUCAGCCACUUCCUCCUGCAGCCAUUGGCAGACACACGGCAGCUGCAGCUCCUGCACUUCUGCCUCUUCCUGGGCAUCUCCCUGGCUGCCCUCCUGGGCAACGGCCUCAUCAUCAGCGCCGUAGCCUGCGGCCACCACCUGCACACCCCCAUGUUCUUCUUCCUGCUCAACCUGGCCCUCACUGACCUGGGCUGCAUCUGCACCACUGUCCCCAAAGCCAUGCACAAUUCCCUCUGGGACACCAGGACCAUCUCCUACUCAGGAUGUGCUGCUCAGCUGUUUUUCUUUCUGUUCUUCAUCUCAGCAGAGUUUUAUCUCCUGACCAUCAUGUGUUACGACCGCUACGUGUCCAUCUGCAAACCCCUGCACUACGGGACCCUCCUGGGCAGCAGAGCUUGUGCCCACAUGGCAGCAGCUGCCUGGGCCAGUGGCUUUCUCACUGCUCUGCUGCAUACGGCCAAUACAUUUUCCCUGCCCCUGUGUCAGGGCAAUGCCCUGGGCCAGUUCUUCUGUGAAAUCCCACAGAUCCUCAAGCUCUCCUGCUCCCAGUCUUACCUCAGGGAAGUUUGGCUUAUCAUGAUUAGUGUCUGUUUAUCAUUUGGCUCUUUUGUGUUCAUUGUUUUCUCCUAUGUGCAGAUCUUCAGGGUUGUGCUGAGGAUCCCCUCUGAGCAGGGACGGCACAAAGCCAUUUCCACCUGCCUCCCUCACCUGGCUGUGGUCUCUCUUUUCAUCAGCACUGAAGUGUUUGCUCACCUGAAGCCCCCCUCCAUCUCCUCCCCUUCCCUGGAUCUGGCAGUUUCAGUUCUGUACUCAGUGGUGCCUCCAGUCCUGAACCCCCUCAUCUACAGCCUGAGGAACCAGGAGCUCAAGGCUGCAGUGUGGACAAUGAUGACUGGAUGGUUUAAGAAACAGUAAACUGCUUGCCAAUUUCUGCAAAUCACUUGUAAUAAAAGUAAUCUUUGAU
Messenger RNA from Oenanthe melanoleuca, 2214 nucleotides. RefSeq names its product olfactory receptor 14A16-like. Gene Ontology annotation, cellular component: membrane. NCBI's taxonomy places the organism in Eukaryota, Metazoa, Chordata, Aves, Passeriformes, Muscicapidae. Bases 1233 to 2165 code for a protein of 310 amino acids. Gene Ontology annotation, biological process: G protein-coupled receptor signaling pathway. The transcript has 2 exons. Gene Ontology annotation, molecular function: olfactory receptor activity; G protein-coupled receptor activity. The record is from RefSeq and is a predicted model, not a curated record.